Lasiodiplodia theobromae is the source of this 1554-nucleotide messenger RNA. RefSeq names its product UBX domain-containing protein. The transcript has 2 exons. Gene Ontology annotation, molecular function: protein binding. The record is from RefSeq and is a predicted model, not a curated record. Lineage: Eukaryota; Fungi; Ascomycota; Dothideomycetes; Botryosphaeriales; Botryosphaeriaceae. Bases 1 to 1554 code for a protein of 517 amino acids.
AUGGCGUCUCACGUUGUCGUAGUGGACACGGCCGCUCGCACCGCGCGCAUCAAGACCACGCCCGCCAAGCACCUCACUGAAGUCCUCAGCGAGGCCUGCGCCAAGUUCAACCUCAACCCCGACAACUUCACCUUGAAAUAUAACAACAAACCCGUCGACCUCUCUCGUACCAUAAGACUCGCGAACCUCCCUCCUGGUGCUAAGCUCGACCUUGUGCAAGGCUCCCGAUCCCCCUCUGUCGUCAACAUCGCCCUCCAGCUCGAACAGCAGCGCCUCACCCACAAAUUCCCUAGCGACACGUCGUUAUGGCAGGUCCUGCGUGUAUUCGAGACAGUAUCAGAAAAGAACUUGAACCUCACGCAGCGGGGCGUGGCAGUCACCAGUUCUGGCGGUUCUGGUUCCGGCCGACUGAACUACGAGAUGCCGAUCUUCAACAUCAUGGGGAAGGAAGUGGGCACCUUCACAGACCUACAGAAGACGCUGGCACAGCAUGGGCUGACGGGCGGCAGCCAACUGCUCCGCUGCUCGUUCAGAGACAGCGGCAAGUCGCUGGAGGACGCUAUGACUGAGAUAUCGGGGUAUUUCAAGAGCGCGGAGACACCCGAGGCCACCAAGGAAACACAGGGAGCGCAUACCAACAACGCAGGUACAUCUGCAGCGGCACCAGAGACUCCCACGCCAGCAGCACCCGACAAUGCUGCCUUUGAGCCCAAUCCACCAGAGCCCUCUGCAUCAGCUAUGGAGGAUGUCAUUCCGACCUCACAAGAAGAUACAACGCCUGCCCCAGCACCCGCAGCAGAAGCAGCGCCCGCAUCUGAGCCCGAUGCUCCCCCGUCAGACACAGUUACCGGGCCUGAUCAACGACCUAUGAUCAUCUACACCCCUUCAACCUCGACCACUCCAGCCGCAGUCCGCAAUACCGCCUUUAAUGAAGAAGACUACGUCCCAACCAUUGACCACGCCAAAUCGCACCAAGCGCUUCUCCAGAAUGCGGGCAAGAACAAGCGCCUCGCCUCGGACGCCGAGCUUGCAGCGGCUGAGCAGGCCAAAGCUGAAAAGCUCGCUGCCAUUGAGGGAGUGACGAUUCGCGUCCGCCUGCCGGACACAUCGCACGUCGAGGCGCGCUUCGGUAAGCAGGAGACGACCGCCGCGCUGUACGCCUGCGUGCGCGGUGUGCUCGCGUACCCGGACCAGCCCUUCGCCCUCAAGUACCCCGGCGCUCGCGGCCUGCUCGUCACCCUCAGCGAAGACAAAGCCAAACGCUUGGUCGCGGACCUCGGCUUCCAGGGCCGGCAGUUGAUGAACCUGGUGUGGGAAGAUGGUGCGAGCGGCGCUGCGCGGACAUCACGCAGCUUGAAGCAGGAAUGGUAUGCGAAGGGACACGAAAUGACGGUCAAGGAACCGCCUGCCGCCUCCGUCUCGGACGAGAAGGCAACGAAGACAAACGCCGGAUCGGAGAAUGCGCCACCGGCCAAAAAGCAGGCAAGCUCUGGAGACAAGGAGUCGAAAUUGAAGGCUAUGCUGAACAAGGGCUUGUUCAAGGGCCGAAAGUAA